This is a messenger RNA of Arachis duranensis, 2163 nucleotides long. RefSeq names its product aluminum-activated malate transporter 9. Gene Ontology annotation, cellular component: plant-type vacuole membrane. NCBI's taxonomy places the organism in Eukaryota, Viridiplantae, Streptophyta, Magnoliopsida, Fabales, Fabaceae. Bases 282 to 2039 code for a protein of 585 amino acids. Gene Ontology annotation, biological process: malate transport. The transcript has 6 exons. The record is from RefSeq and is a predicted model, not a curated record.
GAAGAUCCAGAUCAUAAUGGAAUCUAUUUCUAUCUAUCUAUCUAUCUAUCUAUCAUGAUUCAUUAUAUACACGUUCAUGAAUCAUGCUUGAGACACACGAUCCUGCUUGGCGCUAACUGCUAACUGCUUCGCACGAUUUCCGAUCAAAUCAAAACAAACAACGACGUCGUUUAAUUUCUCCUUUGGGACUCUCACUGACAUACAAACACUCUUCACAAACCACACUCUCUCCCUCCAAAUCCAAAUUCGAAACCCUAACGAUUGGAUCCGAUCAAAAGAAAAUGGGUUCGAGGGGGGUGCCGAAGAUGGGUUCGUUCCAUUACAGCUUCAGGGAGAAGAAGGAGAGGCUGCUGUCGUCGAGGAACGUGUAUGGCUAUUCACAGAUUGGGGACCCGCUGGUGGAAUCCGACGAGGAGGAGGAGCGGCUGACGGGGAGGUGGUGGUGGAGGCGGUGCUCGGACGGGAUCGUGGAGGGUUGGAAGAUGGCGAAGCAGGUGGCGGCGAGGGCGUGGGAGAUGGGGUGUUCGGAUCCAAGGAAGUUUAUAUUCUCCGCGAAGAUGGGACUGGCUUUGGUUCUCAUAUCGCUUCUCAUAUUUCUGAAGGAACCAUUUGAAAGUGUUAGUCGCUACUCCGUUUGGGCCAUUCUCACCGUCGUUGUCGUCUUCGAAUUCAGCAUUGGUGCAACUCUUAGCAAAGGGCUUAACAGAGGACUUGGGACUUUGUCAGCUGGAGGACUUGCUUUGGGAAUAGGAGAAUUAACAAGAUUGGGUGGUGACUGGCAAGUUCUUUAUACUAUUAUCAGCAUCUUCAUUGCAGGAUUUUGUGCUACCUAUGCUAAACUAUACCCGACAUUGAAGGCUUAUGAAUAUGGUUUCCGUGUGUUCUUGAUCACAUUUUGCUACAUCAUUGUAUCCGGAUAUCGAACUGGAGAGUUUGUUCAGACGUCUAUAAACAGGUUUCUGCUCAUUGCGAUUGGUGCUGCUGUAUCUGUUGGAGUAAAUGUAUGUAUAUUUCCAAUCUGGGCUGGUGAGGAUCUGCAUAAUCUUGUGGGGAAGAAUUUCAUGGGGGUCGCGAAAUCUUUGGAAGGUGUUGUCAAUAACUACCUUAAUUGUGUUGAGUAUGAGAGAAUACCCUCAAAAAUUCUUACCUACCAAGCUUCUGAUGACCCGCUUUACAGCGGCUACAGAUCGGCUGUUGAAUCUUCGAGCCAAGAGGAAGCACUGUUAGGUUUUGCUGUUUGGGAGCCACCUCAUGGUCGCUACAGAAUGUUUAAAUAUCCUUGGCAUAAUUAUGUGAAAGUAGGUGGAGCAUUAAGGCAUUGUGCGUUUAUGGUCAUGGCUAUGCAUGGAUGUAUACUUUCUGAAAUACAGGCUCCACCUGAGAAGAGGCAAGUUUUCCAAAGUGAGCUGAAGAAGGUAGGCGCUGAAGCAGCAAAAGUGCUUCGGGAACUUGGAAACAAAGUUCAAAAGAUGGAGAAACUGGGUCAGGACGACAUUUUGUUUGAAGUACACGAGGCAGCAGAAGAACUGCAACAGAAGAUUGAUAAGAAGUCUUUCAUCCUUGUAAAUUCUGAGAGCUGGGAGAUUGGAAACCGGCCAAGACCAAAGGGCGAACAACAAGAUUUCUCAAACAUGGACGAUGAAAGACGUUUCUUGGAGUACAAGUCUCUCAGCGAAGCUGUCCUCGACCUAAGAUCAGUUAACGUUCCAAAAAAUUGGGAUGAACAAACUGCGGCCCAACCACCAGGUUUCGUUGAAGAAAACAUAUACAAGAAACAGCCUUCCUGGCCUGCUCAUAUUUCCUUUAAGACAGAUGUAGUGUUUAAAGAGGAGGAAUCAAGGACAUAUGAAAGUGCUAGUUCACUGUCUCUAGCAACAUUUACAUCCCUCUUGAUUGAGUUUGUGGCAAGGCUCCAGAACCUUGUGGAUUCAUUUGAAGAGUUAGGUGAGAAAGCAAACUUUAAGGACCCUCUUGAGCAAGAACAUGUGAGAAGUGGUUGCUGGACAAGGAUGUUUGAUUGUUUCAUAUCUAAGGAUUGAGACAGUAUCAAUGAUUCUAAGUUUUUAACAUUCUUGUUAAGCAUCUUUACUUGGGUAAUAAUGUUUACUUGCACAAAAUUUUGUCACAUAACUAUUGUAAUGAAACUGUCAAGUGAUUGUCAGA